AUGUCAACGAUACCAGAUCCCUUCUAUGAUCAAGGACAAUGUAGGACGUGGGAAAAGUUAGCUCAGACGAAGGCCAGAGGAGCAGAGUAUAACUCGAAUGAGCGCCGACACUUCUCGCGAUGUCUACCGGGAACACGGAAGGAGCUUUUUGACGAGCUAUGGGAUGUGAUGACAGGGGAAGCACAGCAGGUCGUCUGGCUCUUUGGGGAGUCAGGAUCGGGGAAGUCGAGCGUCGCGUACACGAUGGCCGAAAACUUCGGCGCCCGGGACCAGCUUGCCGCGACGUUCUUCUUCUCCCGAACGCAUGUUGGCCGGGGCGACACAAAACUCGUGUUCCUCACCCUCGCAUAUCAGAUCGGCCUCCUCCAUCCCAGGGCAAGGUCAAUCAUCACCAAGGCCAUCGCCGAUGAUCCAGAACUUCUCUCCCCUACAAAGUCUUGGCGAGAUCAGUUUGAGCUUCUGGUCAAGGCACCUUUGCAAAGUCUGAAAAAUGUUUGGAAGACACAGCCUAGGGUGAUGAUACUGGACGCCGUUGAUGAAGGGGUGACAAGCGAUAGAGACGCCAACGAGUGCCUGAUAUUCGCCAUGAAGGAACUCGUUCAUGAUCGUGACAUACCUAUUUCUCAUAUUCUGGUGACAAGCCGCCCUGAUCCUUUGCUAGUCAACGCUUCACAAAGUCUAGCGAUCAAAUGCCAACUUACAACACUCGAUAUGUGGCGUUUCAGUUCCAAUCACGACGUCGAGCUCUUCCUGCGGCAUUCCUUUGACGAGCUCUACGUAACUCAUGGCAUUGAGUUCCUCUACGAAGGACCGUGGCCAUCUUCUGCUGUUAUAAGGGCGAUGUCCGCCCGCAUCAAGGGUAGAUUCAUUGUUGCUGCAACACUCGUCAGGCUCGUCGAAAAAGCCGAAAGCCCAAGCGACUGUCUCGACCUGAUCUCCAAGAUGUACGAUGGAACCGUGGACACCAUUGACCUUGACCUCGGUGACAUCGAUUCAAUCUACCGCUACGUGCUCUCCUCUUGCGAAGACCGUUAUCAUCGAUCGGGAGUUGAGCAUUUGUCGGACAUCGUGGCCCUGGCAAGACCGUUGACACUAUUCGACAUCUGCGCGUUGUUUGGUAUGGACAUUUCGAAGAACAUUCUACAUCUUUCGGCUAUCAUUGAUCUUCCUCCGGAUCCCAUGCGCUCGUCGAGGAUUGUGCAAGUGUAUCAUGUAUCCAUCAGAGACUACUUGUGGGAUGCUUCGAGGUCCGGAGACCUCUAUGUUUCUUCAUCUAGUUCACACACCCGUCUGGCCAGUCGGUGCCUUCGGAUUAUGAAACAGAAGUUGAGAAAAGACGGACCUCAAGCAGAAGAUAGAAAAGAGGCCAAGUCUCUUCGAUACGCUGUGUCGUACUGGGGUUAUCACCUACAACGCUCGGAACCAAGUCGGCAAAUUCAAGCUCUAGUCCUUGACUUCACCAGGAAUCGAGCGACAAUGUUUCUAGAGAAAGCCACCUCUAUGCGCCAAUUUGGCGAAGCAAUGUACGGUCUCAUUCACGCCAAGUUUAUAAUCAUGAGAUGGAAGCCCUUUCCAUACCAAGACGAGAUUUUGACUCUGCUAGAGCUUCACUGGCGAAACCACAACCCCUACCUCGCUCGAAAGUUGACAACGCCGGGAAUAUUACACGAGGAGCACACUGGGGGACCUCCAUCGGUUCCUAUGCGCCCGAAUCCGGGUCCGUGGUCACCGCUGUACACUAGGGGACCUCCGUCGGUUCCCAUGCACUGGAAGCCGGCGAUGUGGUCCCAGCAAAGCAGCAGCGGUCCUCCACCUCUUUCAACGUCUUGGAGCGUGCAAACGCGCCCAUAUCAAGUGCGAUAGCUUCGAGUGUUGAGGAAUGGAGACCGCCUCGCGAAGUUCAUAACGGGCACUUCACUACAAAGCUAAUUGUUAUUUACGCUGCGGAGUUUUAUUAUGAAG
Molecule: messenger RNA, 1962 nt
Organism: Coniophora puteana RWD-64-598 SS2
Lineage: Eukaryota; Fungi; Basidiomycota; Agaricomycetes; Boletales; Coniophoraceae
Exons: 4
Coding region: 1-1863 (620 amino acids)
Source: RefSeq, a predicted model, not a curated record